Molecule: messenger RNA, 549 nt
Organism: Aspergillus neoniger CBS 115656
Lineage: Eukaryota; Fungi; Ascomycota; Eurotiomycetes; Eurotiales; Aspergillaceae
Product: peroxiredoxin family protein
Exons: 5
Coding region: 1-549 (182 amino acids)
Biological process (GO): cell redox homeostasis; hydrogen peroxide catabolic process; cellular response to oxidative stress
Cellular component (GO): mitochondrion; peroxisome; cytosol
Molecular function (GO): thioredoxin peroxidase activity
Source: RefSeq, a predicted model, not a curated record
AUGUUUGCUGCUCGUCGUCUUACCGCCGGUGUCCCUCGCACCUUGUCCCAAAGGGCCCUUUUCCACAGCACGGCACCCGCUUUUGUUCAGAAGGGAGACGCCAUCCCCGACCUUGAUGUCCUGGUUGAGAACUCGCCCGGCAACAAGGUGAACCUCGCCAAGGAGCUCAAGGGCAAGGGCGUCAUCGUCGGUGUUCCUGCUGCCUUCAGCCCCGCCUGCUCUGCCACCCACGUUCCUGGAUUCAUCAACCACCCCAAGCUGAAGGAGGCCGGUCAGGUCUUCGUUGUUGCAGUCAACGACCCUUUCGUCACCAAGGCAUGGGCUACCUCCCUUGACCCCGAGGGCAAGAGCGGCAUCCGCUUCUUGGGUGACCCCAGUGGCAAGUUCUCCGAGGCCCUGGAUGUGACCUUCGACAGCGCUUCCAUCUUUGGAAACAACCGCAGCAAGCGUUACGCCCUGCUUGUCGAGAACGGCAAGGUCAAGGAGGCUUUCGUGGAGCCCGACAACAUCGGUCUUGACGUCUCUGCGGCCGAGAAGGUCUUGGCCUAA